AUGGGGGGCUCGGGCAGCCACCUGCCGCGGGACCUGCUGAGCGAGUACCAGGAGCUGACCUUCCUGAGCAAGCAGGAGAUCCUACUCGCUCACCGGCGAUUCAGCGAGCUGCUGCCCAAGGAGGAGCGGGAGCGCGCUUUGCUGACCAGGCUCCCCCGGAGCAAGAUGCUGAUGCUGCCCGAGCUGCGGGCAAAUCCCUUCGGCCAUCGGAUCUGCCGCGUCUUCUCUACGGCCGCCGACGGGGGAGGCAGCCUGUCCUUUGAGGACUUCCUGGAUAUGUUGAGCGUCUUCAGUGACGCCGCCUCACCAGAAAUCAAGUCACACUAUGCCUUCCGGAUCUUUGAUUUUGAUGACGACGGGACGCUGGACAAGAAGGACCUGGAGAAUCUGGUGAACUGCCUGACAGGGGAAGGAGAACAAAGCCGGCUCAGCCCUGUGGAGAUGGACCAGCUCAUCCAGAACAUCCUGGAAGAGUCAGAUAUCGACAAGGACGGGACCAUCAACCUCUCAGAGUUUCAGCAUAUCAUUUCACGCUCACCUGACUUCCCCAGCUCCUUUAAAAUUGUGCUGUGA
Messenger RNA from Euleptes europaea (tarantolino), 573 nucleotides. It is a transcript of the gene CIB1, whose product is annotated as calcium and integrin binding 1. Gene Ontology annotation, molecular function: calcium ion binding. The coding region runs from base 1 to 573 and encodes 190 amino acids. The record is from RefSeq and is a predicted model, not a curated record. The transcript has 7 exons. NCBI's taxonomy places the organism in Eukaryota, Metazoa, Chordata, Lepidosauria, Squamata, Sphaerodactylidae.